ACAAUGUCUUAGCUCUUUUAUAAGAUCAAGCUAUAGUUUAUCAUAUUGAUAAUAUUUGCCAGCCUUCCUACAUUUGCUUAAUUACACAAUACAAUAUUAAAUGACUAAGCAAAUAUACCAUCUAUUCAUUAGAGUUUCCUUGAAUUAGAAAAUGAAAAGAACCAUGAAACUAUAAUUAAACCUUUAAUAGAUCCAAAAUCAUAUAAAUAUGUUGAAUUAGAAAACUAACUUAAAGUAUUGCUUAUACAUGAUCCAAAUUCAGAAAUUGCUUCUGUUGCUCUUGAUGUAUAAGCAGGAUCUUGGAAUGAACCAAAUGAAUAUCCUGGCUUAGCACAUUUUUGUGAACAUAUGUUAUUUGUUGGCUCUACUAAAUAUCCAAGACCUGAUUAUUUUGAUGAGUUAUUGGCCAAAGGAUCUGGACAUUCUAAUGCAUACACUGAUGCUACCAAUACUAAUUAUUAUUUUGAAAUCACAUCAUUGCAUCUAGACAAAGCAUUAGAUACUUUUGCUCACUUUUUCAUUGAUCCUCUCUUUAGUCAAGAAUUAGUAGGAAGAGAGAAAAAUGCUGUAAAUUCAGAAUAUGAAAUAGAUGUAUCUUCAGAAGAUUGGAAAAUACAAAACUUAUUUACAUUAUUUGCUGAUCCUUAACAUCCUGCAAGUAGAUUCAGUCUAGGUAAUAAUGAGGUUUUUAAAAAAAAGGGAAUUGAAGAUGCUUUGAAAUCUUUUUUUUAAUAAAAUUAUUCCUCAAAUUUGAUGAGUUUGGUUAUUUAGAGUAGAAUAAAUUUAUAAGAUAUGGAACGAUUAAUUAAACCAUUUAAUCAUGUUAAGAAUUCAAAUUUAUAACCACCUCAAUUCACAGGAUUUCCAUAUUAAUUUGGUUAUCUAUGUAAAUAUAAAACAGAAAAAGAAUAAUUAACACUAAAUUGGUAAUUGAAAGGAAGAGAGAAAUUUUCUCAUCAAAAACCAAUUGAAUUCUUAGAUUAUAUUAUAUAGAAUGGAAAUCUUAUUGAUUAUUUAAAAGAAUAAAACUUUAUAAUUUCAAUUUCUUCAGAAGUUUUCAUGGAAGAAUCUUCAUUUACAAAUUAUAUGAUGGAGAUUAUUUUAACUGAAAAAUCUUAGCAGAAAGAAGAAGCAGUAGCUGAAAUUACAAAAAUAAUAUUUAAUUAUAUUUAAAAAUUAGAAGAAUGGCUUUAAGAUGAUGAAUAUAUCAAUUAAACAUUUAAAGAAUAAAGCAAGAUUUCUAAAUUGAAUUUCAAUUAUUUAACUGAACAAUUAGAUACUUCAACUAUGGCUAGAAUUUUGAAUAGGUAGAAACCUUAAGAAGUACUUUCAUCAGAAUUUAUAAUUGACAAUCUUGAUAAAGAUUUAAUAUUAGAUUACAUUCAACAAUUAAUGAAUACUCAAAACUUAAUAAUUUUAAUAGGUAGCAAUUAAUAUUCAUAUUAAAAUGAAAAAGUAGAUGAUAACUAGAGUAAUAAGUAGUUUUUAUAAGAUAAAGUACUUAAUGAAAAAAAUAAUUUAUAUAGAAUUGUAUAUUCUAAACUAAAAUUUGAUGAACAUUUUAUAAAUUUCAUUACUAAAUAAGAUGAGAUAUUACAAAAUAUGUUUGAAAAACCAUAAUAAAAUGAAUUUAUUCCAAAUAAUGUUGAAUUAGUCUCACUAUGUGAAUCAUAAUAAUCUCAGUUACCAAAAAUUGUACAUUCUGAUAAAUUAAAAACAUUAGAUCAAUAGAGUAAAUUGAAUUUGUUUUUAAUGGCUGGUUAAGAUCUUAAUUAAUAUAGUGAUGAAUAAUGCACUUUAGAAGAACAUAAAUAUUAAAAGUAAAAUCAUUAUCCAAUUUUACUAAACAAAGAACAAUAAGAAUGGUGGAAGAGUUAGACAUCUUAUAAAAUCCCAUUUAUUUUUGGAGCAUUAUAAAUGAAAUAUCAAAAAACCUUAACUUUACGAUAAUUCACUUCAUUAAGACUGUAUAAUUUUAUGGCAGAUGAAAUAUUAUCAAAAGAAUUAAAAUUACCAUUAUCAUCUGGAUAUUCUUAUGAAUUGGAUAUGAACAAAAAAACUUAAAUAAAGGUUUAUGGAUUUAGUGAACAUGUGAGAAACUUUUUUAAGAAAAUAUGUUCAUGUUUAAAUCCAUUUAGAGAAAAAUCUAAGAGUUUUCUUGAACUUAAUUAAUAAAAAAGAUUUGAAAUAGCUAAAUAAUCUUUGUUAUUAUCAAUCAAGAAUAUGUAUUAAGAUAAUUUAUUUGAAUAAGCAAUAGAGAUAUAUUUACCUUAACUUUUAUAAAAGGAUUCCCAUAAUCCAAAAAAGGUGAUUGAAUAGAUUAAUUAGAUUUCUUAACAAGAAAUGUUUUAAGAUGUUAGAGAUAUAAUGAAUAAUGUAUAAUAUUCAAGUUUAUUUAUUGGUAAUAUUGAUUAAACUGAAGCAACUUAAUUAUCAGAUGAAGUUCAAUAGUGUGCUAGAAGUAAAGAAUCUACAUUAAAUGAUAAUGAAAUUAAAGAUAAGAUUUAAAUUAUUAAUUUAAAAGGAAAAAAUUUAAUAGAUUCUAAAUUGAUAGAGUCAGGAGAUAAUGAUGAUAUCAAUGGAGUCACAUUAAAUUAUUAUUAAAUAGGAUAAAGAAAGUAAAUGAAUAAGGCAUUAAUGAAAUUAUUAGAACCUAUUCUUAAUUAAUAAGCAUAUAAUUAUUUACGUACUGAUUUAUAAUUAGGAUAUGUUGUGGCAGUUGAACUUAAAACAACAGCCUGUGUUGAUGGAGCUUUGAUUUUAGUCUAAGGAAGUACAGAGAUACCAAUGAAAGUCAAUUUAAUAAUUGAUGAUUUCUUAGAUUAAUUUUAAGUUUAUUUAGAAUAAAUGAAUAAUAGAGAAUUUUAGCAUCUUAAACAUGGUGUUAUUACUGAAUUAAAAGAAAAACCAUAAAGUUUAAGUGAAGAAGGAGAUCGUUUAUGGAAAUAUAUUAGUGCUGGCACCAUUGAAUUUGAAGAUAGAUAAGUUGCAAUUGAAGAAAUAAGAAAAAUAUCAAAAAAUUAAUUAAUUGAAUUUUAUAGAAAUUCAUUCAUCAAUAAUAAAUCGAAAUUAAGUUUACAAUUAUAUGGGUAUUAAUUCAUAUUAAUAAAUAUAGUUAAGGUAUGGUAACACAAAUGAUGAACUUAGAAACGUAGUCUGAGUUUAAUUCAUUUAUUUCUAAUACAAAACCUGAGGAUGUCGAUUUGUUUGAUCCCCUUUAAGCAUCUUAUUAUUAAUGUGAUUUUGAGGCUACUUAAAUUUGA
This is a messenger RNA of Paramecium sonneborni, 3263 nucleotides long. Lineage: Eukaryota; Ciliophora; Oligohymenophorea; Peniculida; Parameciidae. The record is from the annotation of a GenBank genome assembly.